AUGCCUCCGAUGUCGAUCCUCGCAUUACCAAACGAGUUAAUUCUUCAUAUCGCCACAUUCCUUUCAGAAGAUUUGGACAUCGCCUCCUUUCUCCAAGCAAAUCACCGUCUGAAAAACCUCCUCGGGGACUAUCUCUUUCAGAACAAUUUAUCCAGGUAUGAUGGCUCUGCACUGCCCCUGUGCGUCAAAUAUGGUCUAAAAUCAGGCGUGCAAAAACUUCUGAAAUUGGGAGCAAAAGGAGACGAAAUCGAUUCCGAUUGCCGCACAGCAUGGAGCUACGCAGCCGAGGAUGGGGACUUCGAAAUAUGGCAAAUGAUUUUGGAUCAUCAGGUGUCUAUUGGUCUCCAGCGACAUAUUGAUAAGAAAGACGGCUACAGCUACCGCACCCCCCUCAGCUGGGCAGCGGGAGACGGCCAACAGGAAUUUGCUCAAUAUCUGAUCGAAUCCGGAGCAGAUGCCAACACAAAGUGCUCGAGACAUCGGACACCAUUGAGCUAUGCAGCCCAGUCAGGGCACUUCACAAUGGUUCAGUUGCUGCUAGAUCAAGGGGCCGACCUAGGGGACUCAAUCGGCUUAGAAGACGAAGAUGGCCUGACUCCUUUACACUAUGCUGCUUUUGAAGGGCAAGAAGAGAUUAUGAGACUACUCAUAUCGCUCGGUGCAGAUGUCGACUGUAUGAAGGGCGGUCGUAUGGACAUAAUAGGCCCGACACCGUUGAUGGAAGCGGCUCGAGGCGGACAAUAUGCAGUCGUGAGAAUGCUUCUCGAAAUGGGCGCAGAUGUGAACAAAGGUGAUGGAAGAGGAAUGAGCCCCCUGCAAUAUGCUGCACGGGCAGGUGUUGGCGAGCCCAUUAGGGAAGGCCGAUGGCAUCUCCCUAACACCAUGUCCGACCAGCGAGGUCCUGGGUGUUUUUUUGAUAAGAUGGGUUAUCGAGCUCUCCAUAAAUCAGGCACACCGGGAGACUAUCUCACAAUUGUGAAGUUACUGGUCGCUCAUGGUGCGAAUCCGAAUGGACUGCAUGAUGAUCGUGACGGAUUUUCUCAGGGAGGUCCCCUUUACUGUGCGGCAUGGGUGGGUGCCACCGAGAUCGUUCAAUUUUUGAUUGAUGUGGGAGCAGAUGUGAAUGGAACUUUCGCCAUAUCAAAUCACACUGUGCUCGAUGCCGCGGUAAGAAAUGGCCACCUCGAUGUGGCUGAGAAGUUACUUGCUAAUGGCGCUGUCAAUGCGAGUGAUUUGGCAAAGCAUACGCCAUUGGAUCACGCAAAAUUUGCAGCUAAGAUGGUUGACUAA
Messenger RNA from Penicillium pulvis, 1290 nucleotides. RefSeq lists its product as uncharacterized. The transcript has a single exon. Bases 1 to 1290 code for a protein of 429 amino acids. Gene Ontology annotation, molecular function: protein binding. NCBI's taxonomy places the organism in Eukaryota, Fungi, Ascomycota, Eurotiomycetes, Eurotiales, Aspergillaceae. The record is from RefSeq and is a predicted model, not a curated record.